GCUCGUUAAUCCAUUCAGCAAGAAGGCUUCGUUCUACACUCGUUCCAACAUUCCUCAUACAAUAGCUACUUAUUAAUACCUAAUUGUAUCAACGCGAGCUGUACAAAUAACCACCAAGAUGCGUUUCUCCGUAGUUGUCGCCGGCUUCUUCGCCGCUGUCGCGAGCGCCCAGUCCGAGACCUCCUCUGUUGAGUCCUCCGUCGCGUCUGACAUCUCCUCCAUCACCUCUGCCGCAUCUGGUGCCUCGUCAACCGCUGUCGCGUCUACUUCCGUAGACACUGCUUCUCUCACUUCCGUCAGCAUUGACCCUGCCCAGAGCUCUGCUCAGGCUGCCAUAACCGACUGCCUCAAGGCCUGCUCUGCUGACGAUGUCAACUGCCAAGCCAAGUGCAUUGCUGUGCCCAGCCCUGACACCCAGAACGUGAAUAAGACCACCGACUGUGUUGCUGCCUGCCCCCAGGGUAACGGUACCGCCACUGACAACUUGAACUACGCCAACUGCGUCAACGAGUGCAUUGCCCAAUACUACUACACCACAACGGGAACUCCCAACCUUGCGUCCAGCACCGGUGCCAGCGGUAGCGGCGCCAGCGCUACCCCUAGCGUCACCGAGGUUAAGUCGACCGUUACUUCUGACGGAUCAACCUUCGUUACCUCCUUCUCGAGCACUGUUGCUGCUUCCGGAACCGGUUCUGCCGACUCGGCUUCCUCUACCUCCAGCUCAUCAGCCGCUGCCGAUAUGCUCUUCUCUCCUGUCGGCUCUGGCAUUGGCCUAUUCUCCUUCUUGGCCGCUUUCCUCGCUCUAUAAGCGGGGUGGCUAGCUGAGUGAUGAGUAUGGACGCUAUGGAUAACGGGAUGGGGCCAAUAUCAGUAUCAUAAUGCUAUGGAUAUGUUGGGCGAUAUUUUAAUAGCGGGCGCAAAAGUGGAGUGAAGGGAAAAAGCUUUAUUAAUGCCUUCGGACGUCGAUAUUUAAUUGGAUAUGUAACCACGCUACAUAGACGCGAAUAUAAAUCUGCUAUUGACGGCCAACU
Molecule: messenger RNA, 1031 nt
Organism: Annulohypoxylon truncatum
Lineage: Eukaryota; Fungi; Ascomycota; Sordariomycetes; Xylariales; Hypoxylaceae
Exons: 2
Coding region: 119-808 (229 amino acids)
Source: RefSeq, a predicted model, not a curated record